Heterostelium album PN500 is the source of this 2478-nucleotide messenger RNA. Its product is annotated as ABC-F family ATP-binding cassette domain-containing protein. The record is from RefSeq and is a predicted model, not a curated record. The transcript is spliced from 2 exons. NCBI's taxonomy places the organism in Eukaryota, Evosea, Eumycetozoa, Acytosteliales, Acytosteliaceae. The coding region runs from base 1 to 2478 and encodes 825 amino acids. Gene Ontology annotation, molecular function: ATP binding; ATP hydrolysis activity.
AUGAAAAAUAUAUUAUUAGUUUUAAUUGUAUCCUCAAUGUUUGUGACAUUAUGUUACUCUCAAGAUACUUAUUUUGUGGUGCAAACAUCGAUCAAUAGCACAUGUCUCAGUUUAGAUUGUAUUAUUUCAACUGUUUACCAAAGAGUAGAUCAUUGUGACGGUGGAAAAGUAUAUUCGUGUGACUCGAGCGUGGCUAUGGGAGCGGUCACCACCUAUUCCGAUUACGAUUGCCAAGGCGAGGUUACCAACGUCGCUAAAUACCCACUGGGCCGCACUGGAAACUUGCUAGUCAUGUGCUCUCCAGAGGUCUAUACAAGUUCAGAUUCGAUCGACAUGCUCUAUUACAACUCGACUACCGCCGACUGUUCCGCCGCACCCUACUACGCAGUCUAUAUAUCAACUGGUGUUUGCAACAAAGGUGUCAUCAAUACUUGUAAUGAAAAGACUAUAAUCAUCACCAAGUACGAGAAUCUCGAUUGCACUGGUGUUAUCGCUUCAACCUCAUCAAGAUCAUUAACACCAAAAUGCUCCACAUUCAGUGGUGGUUCAUUCCAAAUAAUGUCGGAGGAAGAAAGAGGAGAAGUCGUAUUGGUAGGAGAGUUUUAUAUUAGUGAGAGUGACACCAAGGUUCUGAGUGCUAAAUUCGUUGGACUUGCUGUCGAUGAUCGUUUGCUGCUCGAGAAUGCAUCGUUCACACUGAUGCGUGGUCAUCGCUAUGGCCUGAUCGGUGAAAACGGUACCGGUAAAACAACGUUGCUACAGGCGAUACGCGCACAAAUCGAGCAGGAAGAUUCUAGUUUCGUUGUACGAUACGUUGGUCAAACCGAUGCCGAAGGUAGUGCCGAUAUCAAGGAGAGUGUACUGGAUUACUGUGCACAGUCCGAUGCAAAGCGAUCGGCACUCCGCAGAGAGAUGGAUGAACUGGAGUCACAGGACGCAUCGAGCAGCGACAUGGAAGCGAUCUGCGAGAGAAUCGGUGAGAUCAUGUUGGAGUUGGAGGAGCCCGACGAUUCCAAGGAGCGUGCGGAAGCGUUGCUCAAGAAACUAGGUUUCCUAAAGUCGAUGAGAGACGGAUCGGUAUCUGCGCUGUCAGGAGGUUGGCGUGCAAGACUCGAGAUGGCAUUGGCGCUGUUUGCCGAGCCAGAGAUUCUCUUUCUGGACGAGCCAACCAAUCAUUUGGACUUGCAUGCCGUAUUCCAAUUGGCAUCGAUCCUUAGGAACAACCAUCAGAAUAUGACAGUGAUCGUAGUUUCGCAUGAUGCUUCAUUCCUGGAUUUGGUUUCCACUGAUAUUCUCUCGAUCAAUGGAUGUAUGUUACAGCAAAUGGCUGGAAAUUAUUCGGCAUUCGAGGAGAAGGCUGCCGAGUACAAGCGAUUCCACGAGCAUAUCUAUGAGAACAGAGUGAGAGAGGAAGCAAGACAGAAUGCCAGUACGGCACAACAAAAAGUGAGCGCAAAGAAAUCCGGUAAUGACAAGGCGAUGAAGGCUGCCGCUUCCAGGGAGAGAAAGACAAGUAAACGUGUAGGUCUCUACCGUGAGGAUGGAAAGAAAUUCAAGCUGAAUUCAGUAAAGACAUUGUCGGAGGAAGCUAUUAGAUUGCCAUCGAAAGCAGCGCCACUAAAGAGACAACCAGUAACCAAGAUAACACUACCACAAUCACAUAAACUAUCGGGUGGAGCACGUGGAACUAUAGUGGAACUGCGGACUGUCACACUGCGCUAUCCCAAUGCAACCAAAGACUUGCUGGCCAAGGUAGAUCUAUCGAUUAGUGCUGGCGAUCGUAUUGCCCUCGUCGGAAAGAAUGGAGCUGGUAAAUCAACACUGCUGCGUGCUCUCUCUGGGAAUCCACUGCCAGCCAAUGUGACCGUCGGUGAAAUUAGAAAACCCGGAAAGAUUGCAGUUGUAGAUCAAAAUCAAUUGGCUUUGCUCGACGGACAUCUCGACAAGUCGUCGGUUACUUUUCUGCGAGACAGACAUCCUGGAUACUUUGAGACUGGCGACGAGACUGGAAUACGUAAGCAUCUCGGUCAAUUCGGAUUGAUGGGAGACACUCCACUUCUGCCGAUAUUGGCUCUGAGUGGAGGUUUGCGUGUUCGUUUGGUACUGGCGGAUCUGUUUGCCGAUAGUGUUCCACCCGAUUGUUUAUUGCUGGACGAGCCCACCAAUCAUUUGGACGGUGAAACCAUCGCUGCUCUGACAGCGGCACUCAAGACAUUCACCGGUGCAGUAUUGGCUAUAAGUCACAACUGUGCUUUUCUCUUGGAGGUUUGCAAGGAUCUCUGGAUUUGCGAAGGUGGUGCCAUUACCAUCAAGAGACAAGUCGAUGGUUGCACAUUCCUUGACAACUUCCGUGUCUAUGCAGAAAAGAUUGUACCGGCCACAGAGAAAGAUGCACUACAGGACAUGUUGAGAAUUCGUGCAGCAAGAGCAACCAUUGUAGUUCAACAAGCAGGUGCAUCAACAAGUUUGCUUGUCUAG